GACGUCAGUAGUGAAUGACAGCUUUCACGGUGGAAGAAAGAUCCAACAGUGGAAGGAAGCUAUGACAAGCAACGAUUAGGAUUAAGUCUACCUGAAAAUCUGUCUCCAUCCUCAUAUUGUUGGGCAAUAAUGACCCCCAAAAUACGGAGAACGUAAACUGCGCGUUUCACAUUACCAGGCGAUAUCGAUAUUAUAGGUGUUCGUUAGUCAGAAAGAUAAAUACGGGAUGGUGAAAUUUGUAUUGUUACAGAAGGAACUUGGAUUCUGGGGGACAAGCGACUGUGAAUGAAAGGGGUUGUAAUCCAGUGACGGAAGGUGGAAUAUUUGCCGAGGUAACGUAAACAAAAGGUUACAAACUGAACAUUUAGGAUUAAGUAACGUCAAUUACCAAGGUAACAAACGUAGCUAACAGCGACAUGGAGCUGAGAGUGGGGAACCGAUACAGACUGGGCAGAAAAAUCGGAAGUGGAUCUUUCGGGGACAUCUAUUUAGGAGAGGUUGGCCUACCAAGAUUACUCCAAGAGUGCAUCAGCGACUCACCCAGGAGGCCACAACAGAACCCAGAACAACAUCUAAAGACCUGCAGUCCUCACCUGCCUCAGUUAAGGCACAGAUAUUUCAGUGGGUGAGGAAGUUGCGAUUAAAUUGGAAUGUGUGAAGACCAAACACCCCCAACUCCACAUCGAGAGCAAGAUCUACAAGAUGAUGCAAGGAGGAGUGGGCAUUCCAACAAUAAAGUGGUGUGGAGCAGAAGGUGAUUACAAUGUAAUGGUGAUGGAGCUGCUGGGGCCCAGCUUGGAGGAUCUCUUCAACUUUUGCUCACGCAAGUUCAGCCUCAAGACCGUCCUGCUGCUUGCUGAUCAGAUGAUCAGUCGCAUUGAGUACAUUCACUCAAAGAACUUCAUCCACAGAGAUGUGAAGCCUGAUAACUUCUUGAUGGGACUGGGCAAAAAGGGCAACCUGGUCUACAUUAUUGACUUUGGCCUGGCAAAAAAAUAUCGAGAUGCUCGCACACACCAGCACAUCCCCUACCGAGAGAACAAGAACCUGACUGGCACUGCACGCUAUGCCUCAAUCAACACACAUCUGGGAAUUGAGCAGUCAAGGCGUGAUGACCUGGAGUCCUUGGGCUACGUUCUUAUGUAUUUUAAUCUGGGUUCGCUGCCUUGGCAAGGUCUUAAGGCUGCUACCAAGAGGCAGAAAUAUGAACGGAUCAGUGAGAAGAAAAUGUCCACCCCAAUUGAGGUCCUUUGCAAGGGAUACCCUUCUGAGUUUGCAACCUACCUAAAUUUUUGUCGCUCCCUACGCUUCGAUGAUAAACCGGACUACUCAUACCUACGGCAGCUUUUCAGGAACCUGUUCCAUAGACAAGGCUUCUCAUAUGACUAUGUAUUUGACUGGAACAUGCUCAAGUUUGGAGCCAACCGUGCAGCAGAGGAGGCAGAGAGAGAGCGCCGGGACCGGGAGGACAGGCUGAGGCAUGGCAGGAACCCAGGGGCCAGAGGAAUACCUGCUGCAUCAGGACGACCACGAGGAACCCAGGACGGUGUACCACCUACCCCACUAACACCCACCUCACACACAGCAAACACGUCCCCUCGACAAGUGUCUGGCAUGGAGCGUGAGAGAAAGGUCAGCAUGCGAUUGCACCGUGGUGCUCCUGUCAAUGUAUCAUCCUCAGAUCUAACAGGACGGCAGGACACCUCUCAUAUGUCCACCUCACAGAUGGUGUCUGGUGUACCGCCUACUGGUCUCCAUCUUCUAGCUCCUCGAUAAAUGCAACCUGGUGGACCAAGCCCUGAAGCAAUCUGACAUACUAUUAAUUACCACUACUACUACUAUAGUUACCAUUGGAAGCCAGCAUCUGACUGAGCACGAACUGCUUUCUAAAUGACAGCCCACAGUACUGUUGCCUCCUUCAAAAACUCUUCCUCACGCUAAGACACACAGACACACACACACGCACACACACACACACACACACAGAAAAACUGUCUUUUUCCAUUUCUAUGUGUUGUUCUAAUGUCCCAAAACAUUAAAAGUUGUUGGACAUCAGGACUGUGCUGUCUAAUUUUCAGGAGACAUACAGUCACCCCUUCACUGAUCCUGAAUAGGCAGUGCUUCGUGUCUUUUCUCGGACACUGACAAAUGAAACAAGAGUUAAUGCCACUGGCCUGACCCUGCAUUUCCACUAUCACUGUCUGCCUGUUCAUACAUGAUCAAUAAAACCGCUUCUCUCCCUCUUUUGCAGUAAGGUGCUGAACCAGUAGCUCUUCAUUGUAUAUAUGUAUGGGUAUGAUGGGGUGUGAUGCUUUCAUUGGUAUUUACAGUUUUCAUUCUCUCUUCCCACCAGGUGCUUUUCAUUUUUAAUCACCACCUCUGGUAGCUCAAUAAAAAGAGAGUACUUCUUUGCAUAUUUUAGAGAGUCUUGAGAGAGGCGCUGAGGCUCAUGUGCUAGUUGAAUCUAUGAACGUACCAAACAUAUGCUUUGGUAUUUUGGGUGCAGGAGGUUGUGUGUUCAUUAGUAGUAGUUCUGUCUGUUCACUUCCAGGCUCUGGUGUGACGUGUCCAUUCACUGUGUACAGAUAAACAUUCUCAUUUUUCUUCUAUUAUUUUGAAGCUGUGAAUUGUAAAAUUGAUGUGUAAAUGUUUUCUCAUGUUUUGUUUUCAGUGACUUGUAGGUAUUGGUCUGCACAUAACUUCUAAGCUUGGUUGAGGAACCUAGCUGCUCCAAGUUUGCAGUCUCCUAUUAGUGUGCCCCUCCAGAGUUAUGUAGUUGUCACAGAAAGCAGUGAUGUGGGCACAACUGAGAGAAAUUUUGUAUGAUCUGCUUUCCUGUCAAAGCUGCUACUCGGUGUAAGAUGUUCAGUGAUCCUGCACCAAAGUUGCAAACUUGCAAAUAUUGUCAUGGGCAUGGAAAAUGCAUUCUUUAUGAAUACCAAGCUAGCCAUAAACUCUUAUUAAAUGGAUUCUGUGUUAAAAGGAAUGCAGACCAUCUUUCCGUGGGCUUCUCCAGUAGCAUUGUUCAAGGGACUUUAUACUGAACCCAACUCCUCUGACAUUUCUUUAAUGAAUAACUUGAAUAUGCCAGCUGUCAUUCAUUCUUGCUGCUUUUCAAUCUCUAAAUAGUCUUUAAUUUUGACUGUGACCUCUUUGGUCAGCUGCUCUACCCUAUUGAAUUAUGUAUACAACCAAAUCAAGAUUGACUUUCUCACGUUUAUAUUUGCCUCUGUAUUUGUGUAUUUAAACUGUAAAUAAAUGAAUUACUUGUA
Messenger RNA from Larimichthys crocea (large yellow croaker), 3272 nucleotides. RefSeq names its product casein kinase 1, delta b (gene csnk1db). Gene Ontology annotation, biological process: protein phosphorylation. Lineage: Eukaryota; Metazoa; Chordata; Actinopteri; Sciaenidae. The record is from RefSeq and is a predicted model, not a curated record. Bases 703 to 1776 code for a protein of 357 amino acids. The transcript has 10 exons. Gene Ontology annotation, molecular function: ATP binding; protein kinase activity.